Messenger RNA from Phyllotreta striolata, 1494 nucleotides. The record is from the annotation of a GenBank genome assembly. Lineage: Eukaryota; Metazoa; Arthropoda; Insecta; Coleoptera; Chrysomelidae.
AUGUGGAUUCUCGUAGUAGUCGUUGUAUUCCUGCUGGGAUUUCUUGCCUAUCUCGACACAAGAAAACCGAAAAACUUUCCGCCGGGCCCGAAGUGGUGGCCUUUUCUCGGUUGCGCUCCUCAAAUAGCCAAUCUUCAGAAACGAACCAACCACCUGGUGUUUACUACUGCCGAAUUAGCGAAGACUUACGGCAAUGUUUUGGGCCUUAAGGUCGGCACUCAAGUCUUGGUGGUUGUAAAUGGUAUAGCGGCUAAUAAGGAGUUCUUGCUGAGCGACGAUCUAUCAGGAAGACCUCUGGGGGAGUUCUACGAUAAAAGAACGUGGGGAAAAAGAAGAGGUAUUCUAUUAGUGGACGAAUUGUUUUGGCAAGAACAGCGCAGAUUUUUCUUAAAGCAGUUAAGAGAGUUUGGUUUCGGUACGAGAAACAUGUCUACAUUGAUCGAAGAAGAAGCCCAGGAAUUAAUCGCUUAUAUAUGCAAAUUUACGGCUUUGAACGACUCGUCUGUGUUCAACAUACAAAAUUUGUUUAACCUCCACAUUCUCAACAGUUUAUGGAAGAUGUUGGCUGGAGUUAGAUACGAUGCGGAAGAUAAGAAGAUGAGAGAACUACAAGCUAUUCUAAAUGAACUAUUCCGGGCAGUAGGUGCAACGUUCAGCCACUUCCCCAUUUUAAAAUACUUAGCACCGGAAAAAUCCGGUUACAACGUUUACGUCAGGUCUCACAAUUGCUUGUGGCGUUUUCUAAGAAAAGAAUUAGCUCAUCACAAAGAAACUCACGUGCCAGAUUCUCCGCGGGAUGUCAUAGACGUGUAUUUAAACGUCCUGAAAUCUUCGGAAGAGUCCGGAAAAAGCUUCUCCGAAGACCAGUUGGUAGCCACCUGCAUGGACAUGUUCAUGGCGGGUUCCGAGACCACGAGUAACACUCUGAGUUUCGGGUUUUUGUAUCUAAUUCUGAAUCCGGACGUGCAAAGGAAAGCUCAAGAAGAAAUCGAUCGAGUAGUGGGCAGAACUCGAUGCCCCUCGUUAAACGAUAGGCCCAAUAUGCCUUAUUUGGAAUGCGUGGUAAUGGAAUCCCUCAGGAUGUUCGCAGGACGAGCUUUCACCGUGCCACAUCGAGCUAUUAGAGACACAUAUUUAUGCGGAUACAGGAUACCUAAGGACGUUUUAGUGAUCGCCAAUCUGUACGGAUGUAUGUUAGAGAAGGAAUCCGGCUACAAAAAUCCGGAGGCGUUCGAGCCGGAAAGGUUUCUGAGCAACGGCAAAAUAUCUUUGCCGGAUAAUUUCAUUCCCUUCGGUUUGGGGAAGCACAGGUGUCUCGGAGAAUCGAUGGCAAGAGCGAAUGUGUUUCUGUUUCUGGCGGCGCUUCUGCAAAAAUUCGAUUUCGGAAUCGUGCCAGAACAGCCUCCGACUGCUGAAUGGGCGGACGGGAUAACGCCCGGGCCUAAACCGUUUAAAGCUCGAAUUACUCCUAGAAAGUAUACUGACAAUUUUUAG